AUGGCUAUUCCAUUUGAUCAACAGUUUUUUGUGGAAAAGGAAAGAAAUAAUAAAUAUGAGUGGUUGAUAUUUAUAUUGACGUUUAUUGUAUUAGCAGGACAUGGGAUACUUUUUUAUUGGAUUCCACGAUACUUACGAGUCAAUAAUAAGCGCAACAACAUCUACUUUAGGUUGCUUAAAGUGUGGGAUGUGUGGACGAGCUGUGUUCGUGUACGGGGCGACAUCUACUUUCAGCCAAGUUUGGUAUUGUUGGCAAUAGUGUUUAUUGGUCUUAAUGUUGGGUUUUGCUUUGCUGAGAUUAAUGAUUUGGAUUAUCAAAGUCGGUUUUACAUUAUUUCCAAGAGAUUGCUGAAAGUUGCCGUGGGGAACUUGCCGAUUUUAUUGUUUUCUGUGAUGAAAAAUGACUUGUUGACUUCAAUAACGGGAUUGCAGCACGAUAGACUAGAGUUUAUACAUAAAUGGUUAUCGCGACUUAUGUGGGUCAUGAUCACCAUACAUAUGGGGAUGGCAAUUUAUUAUUGGCUAAAUCUCAAUUUUAAAAUUAUGAUUAUCAUUCCACCACAGAUAUUCGGGUUUAUUGCUUAUGGGAGUUUCAGUAUUUUGAACUGGGCCAGUUUAAGGUUUAUUAGACAAUUUGCCUAUGACUUCUUUCUAGUGCAGCACCGGGUAUUUGCAUUUAUGAUGUUGUUUUUCACAUUUAUUCACAAUCAAGGAAAUAGAGCUGUUGUGUUAAUCUCAGUGCAUGGGUUGGUCAUAGACAGAGUUGUUAGUAAAGUGUUUGCACAUAUCCAUGCCAAAAAGUCGCCCACCAAAGGUAGGUGUACAUUCAGGAUAAUCGACGACAGUACGAUUUCGGUGGAGAUACCGGUUUCUGAAGCCGAGUAUGUGUCGAAAUCUUGGUAUACGAGAUUUCUUCCCAAAUACAAAACUUGGAAAGCUGGUCAGCAUGUUUAUUUGAAUGUCGGCAAAAUCAAAUUCUUCCAGUACCAUCCAUUCACGAUUGCCAGUCUUGCUGAGAGUGGAAAGAUGAGACUACUUGUAAGGGUUCAGCGAGGGUUUACCAGAAAACUUAUGAGACAUCUUGAGCAGGUUGAUCAUGAUGAGGUGACAAUCAAAGCUAUGUUCCAUGGUCCUUAUGGUGCUAGAUACCAACCGUUGAUUACUUUUGACACAUGUCUUUUUUUCGCUGCUGGUUCUGGUGGCGCGUUUACGUUUCCAGUUUGUCUUGAUUUGUUAAACCAAAUAGAUAGACGAAACCAGGAUGGCGAUGUAUUAUUCCGUCCUAAGAGCCAGUUUAUUAAGUUUGUGUGGGUAAUCAAAAAGCAAGAUAAUAUUGAAUGGUUUGAGGAUUUGUUGAAACAGUUUGCUGGGCGAUGUGCCGUUGACAUUUACAUUACGCAAGAAUCAAAAGAGGAGUUGCCGCUAGAAAGAAAGAAUCUGGUUAUUGAACUAACAAAAUCGUUAACCAACGAUUACAAUAUUUUAUAUGGAAGACCGCAAGUUCAAGAGAUAAUAAAACAGCAUUCUCAACAACUAAGUUCGAACCAGUCCAUGGCAGUUACGUCGUGUGGGUCUCCAUCGUUUACAAACUCAAUCAAACACCACUGUCAAAGUGCACGAAGAAUGAAAGGGUCGCCAGAAGUGUAUUGUUAUACUGAGUCGUUUUAG
Molecule: messenger RNA, 1668 nt
Organism: Candida dubliniensis CD36
Lineage: Eukaryota; Fungi; Ascomycota; Pichiomycetes; Serinales; Debaryomycetaceae
Gene: FRP1
Product: Frp1p
Exons: 1
Coding region: 1-1668 (555 amino acids)
Biological process (GO): copper ion import; intracellular iron ion homeostasis; iron ion transport
Cellular component (GO): plasma membrane
Molecular function (GO): ferric-chelate reductase activity
Source: RefSeq, a predicted model, not a curated record